GUUUAAUUGAUUAGGGCUUCAAAGCCUACUAUCCAUCAAACGCCUGUUCGCCUUUAGCUUGGAUUCCAUUGUCGCCGGCGACGUCUCUCCGUCUCGCUUUCUGAUCUUCAACAGUUAACGGGAGUGCUUAGUUGAAUCAUUGUUUGGAAAAUAUGCGACUUCAGAGCCUUCAUUACAGUUCAACCUGGUUGCAACUCAAUUCCUCCGAUAGAGUACUCAAGUCUUCAAUUUACACAUCACCCAGGAAGCAGAAAUUUGUGGCAGCAUCUUCAUCUAGCUCAAAACCUCAACAACUAUCAAUCAAGUGCAAUGUGAAGUUUCGCCCUUGCAUUGAUAUACACAAGGGGAAAGUAAAGCAAAUUGUGGGAUCUACCCUUUCAGACUUAAAGGAAAGUGAUUCAAGUCUAGUAACAAAUUUUGAAUCAGAUAAAUCAGCUGCAGAAUAUGCCACCCUUUACAAAGAAGAUGGAUUACAAGGAGGUCAUGUAAUCAUGCUUGGAGCUGACCCUUUGAGCAAUAAAUCAGCCAUUGAAGCACUACACGCUUACCCUGGUGGUUUGCAAGUAGGAGGUGGUAUUAAUUCAGGAAACGCCUUGAGUUACAUAGAGGAAGGAGCCAGCCACAUCAUCAUCACAUCUUAUGUAUUCAACAAUGGAGAAAUGGAUCUUGAGAGGCUUAAAGGACUUGUUGACAUUGUUGGAAAAGAAAGGCUUGUCUUGGACCUUAGUUGCAGGAAGAAGGAUGGUAGAUAUGCGAUUGUGACAGAUAGAUGGCAGAAAUUUAGCGAUGUGUUUCUUGAUGAAAUGACAUUGAAUUUUCUUUCGGCUUAUGCUGAUGAGUUUCUUGUACAUGGUGUUGAUGUUGAAGGGAAAAAAUUGGGAAUCGAUGAAGAGCUUGUAACACUGCUUGGGAAGUAUUCACCAAUUCCAGUUACGUAUGCUGGUGGGGUGACAGUGAUGGAGGAUUUGGAGAGGAUAAAAGUAGCAGGAAUGGGACGUGUGGAUGUUACAGUGGGGAGUGCUUUGGAUAUUUUUGGUGGUGAUUUGGGUUAUAAGGAUGUUGUAGCUUGGCAUUCCCAGCAAGAGGCACUUACAGUGUAGUUUGUUUUGUGUAUUUUUUUUUUUUUUUUUUAAUCGAAGAAUAGAGAAUGCUGAUUUGAAUGUGACUCUCUCUGUUGUAGUUGUUACUCGAUAUAUUAAUAAUUUGCAUGACAUUUGAAACGUUAUUUGUCA
This is a messenger RNA of Lactuca sativa (garden lettuce), 1232 nucleotides long. It is a transcript of the gene APG10, whose product is annotated as Aldolase-type TIM barrel family protein. Gene Ontology annotation, biological process: L-tryptophan biosynthetic process; L-histidine biosynthetic process. Lineage: Eukaryota; Viridiplantae; Streptophyta; Magnoliopsida; Asterales; Asteraceae. Gene Ontology annotation, molecular function: 1-(5-phosphoribosyl)-5-[(5-phosphoribosylamino)methylideneamino]imidazole-4-carboxamide isomerase activity. Gene Ontology annotation, cellular component: cytoplasm. The record is from RefSeq and is a predicted model, not a curated record.